AUGUCUGAAUUAUUUAAAGAUAUUGGUGUUUGCAAAAAUCAAGAGCAUCAAUUAAUUAAUGGAGGACAAGAACUUGAGGGGAAACUGACAGCAAUUUAUUUUUCUGCUCAUUGGUGCCCUCCAUGUAGAGCCUUCACUCCAGUACUUAAGGAAUUUUAUGAUCAGGCAAAAGCUAGUGGUGAAAAUUUUGAAAUUGUUUUUGUUUCUUUUGAUCGUUCUGAAGGGGAUCUUAAAAAUUAUUUGGAUGAAUCGCAUGGAAAUUGGUUAUAUAUUCCGUUUGGCAGCAGCAAUAUUAGGUUGGUUUUAAGUAGGGUUGGUCCCCGAGCCUUCGGGGUUGGAAAAGUCGGGGGUCGGGGUUUUCGGGGUUGA
Messenger RNA from Meloidogyne enterolobii, 369 nucleotides. Lineage: Eukaryota; Metazoa; Nematoda; Chromadorea; Rhabditida; Meloidogynidae. The record is from the annotation of a GenBank genome assembly.